AUGCCUGCCGGAGGAUGCCUGUGCGGAAAUAUCCGCUAUGAAGUGCAGGGGAAAGCCGAGGCCAGCGUUCUCUGCCACUGUUUCGACUGCCGCAAAAUCUCUGGGUCAACCUAUUCCAGCAACGCCAUGUACAGCGAGGACAAGUUCAAGAUCACCCAGGGAACCCCAAAGCAAUACAAAAAGACAGCGGACAGUGGAAAAGAAAUAACCUCGUUCUUUUGUGGUGAUUGCGGCUCGACCAUGUGGCGACAAAGUCCAAGCUUUGCUGGCCAGCGCAUCAUCAAGGCAUGUCCCAAGGCGGGAACGCUCGACGACACGAGCAUCCUAGAUAACUUCAAGACCGAUGCCGAGUUGUUCACCCAGAACAGGCCCAAGUGGAUUGGCGCUCAAGAGGGUGCGCCUCAGAACUAG
Exserohilum turcica Et28A is the source of this 411-nucleotide messenger RNA. RefSeq lists its product as uncharacterized. The record is from RefSeq and is a predicted model, not a curated record. The coding region runs from base 1 to 411 and encodes 136 amino acids. NCBI's taxonomy places the organism in Eukaryota, Fungi, Ascomycota, Dothideomycetes, Pleosporales, Pleosporaceae. Gene Ontology annotation, molecular function: carbon-sulfur lyase activity. The transcript is spliced from 4 exons.